AUGGCGAAGGCUAAGAUUGCGGUAGUCAUCGUCAUCCUUGCUCUGCUUCAGGUCUCAUGCGCCACAGCCCGGAAGAAGCACAAGCCCGAUGGCGGCAGCGGCGGCACCUCUGCUGUGAUGACGGUGAACGGGUUCGAGAAGGGUGGGACCGGUGGAGGCCCGUCGGAGUGCGACGGCAAGUACCACGACGACGACGACCUGAUCGUGGCGCUGUCCUCGCGGUGGUACGAGGGAGGGAAGAGGUGCCAGAAUAAGAUCCGCAUCACGAGCAAGGACACCGGGAAAACCGUGGAGGCCACGGUCGUGGACGAGUGCGACUCCAACCGCGGCUGCAAGAACAACAUCGUGGAUUCCUCUCCCGCCGUCUGGAAGAAGCUCGGGCUCGAUACUAAGGUCGGCGAGGUCCCCGUCACCUGGUCCGACGCCUGA
Molecule: messenger RNA, 429 nt
Organism: Miscanthus lutarioriparius
Lineage: Eukaryota; Viridiplantae; Streptophyta; Magnoliopsida; Poales; Poaceae
Source: the annotation of a GenBank genome assembly